Daldinia vernicosa is the source of this 1644-nucleotide messenger RNA. RefSeq lists its product as uncharacterized. The record is from RefSeq and is a predicted model, not a curated record. Gene Ontology annotation, molecular function: sulfurtransferase activity; tRNA binding. The transcript is spliced from 2 exons. Lineage: Eukaryota; Fungi; Ascomycota; Sordariomycetes; Xylariales; Hypoxylaceae. Bases 72 to 1532 code for a protein of 486 amino acids. Gene Ontology annotation, cellular component: cytosol. Gene Ontology annotation, biological process: tRNA wobble position uridine thiolation.
UUUCAUCCUCGAUAAACUCCCGUCUCCACCCCAAACCAGAAAUCUUCAUCGGAGGGGUAGAAUAGAAUAGAAUGACGACAGCGGCAUCAACCCCGGCCGAGACGGCGGGGUCUUCUCGGCCGUGCAACCGGUGCAAGGACCACGAGGGCACCAUCGACUUGCGGGGUGCCGAGACCGUGUGCAAGACCUGCUUCGCAUACUACGUCUCCAGCAAAGCCAUCAAGCGCCUCGAGGCCCUGCAGCGCGAAACCGCCGCGCCUAGGCCAUCUAAUAAUAAGGUAGGCCCUACUACUAGGCGGCCGCAGCAGCGGUAUCUGGUCGGCUUGUCGUGCGGGCCGUCGUCGACGGCGCUGCUGCACGUGUUGACGGAGAAUGUGCGGCAGCAGCGCGCUAGGGGGCAGAAGACGUCGCGGUUCGAGUACGUUGCCGUGCAUGUCGUCGACGACACUACUAUUCCUUCUUCUUCUUCGACUGUAAGGGGGGGACGAAGGGAUGGGGAUGGGGAUGGUGAAGGUAAUAGGGAGGGAGAUGAAGAUGAAGACCCUUACAUCGCCGCCUUCCGCACCCGCUUCCCAGACGCAAACCUGCAAACCGUGCCCCUGAGCUCCGCGCUCGAUUUACCCUCCAUCGACUGGACCUCUCUACCUACCCCUACUCCCACCCCUCAAGACUCCUCCCCCUCCCCCUCCCACCGCCUCUCCCAAAUCCUCCAAUCCCUCCCCUCCACAACCUCCCGCGCCGACAUCCACCGCCUCCUAGUCCGGCACGUCCUCCUCGCCACCUCCCUUGCCCAAAGCUGCGACGCCCUCCUCCUCGGCCACAGCACCACCUCCCUCGCCGAGCUGACCCUUUCCGAGACCGCCAAAGGCCGCGGAUUCGCCUUACCAUGGCUUGUCAACGACGGCGCCGUACCCGUCCCUUCCAGCCUGAACCACGGGUUCCCCGCGGGCUUCCCCAGCGACGCCACCAAUAACAACAACAACAACAACAUCGCUUCCACCAACGGCAUCCCCACCCAGACCGCCCGACACCUCCCCAUCUACAGCCCGCUGCGCGAGCUGUUCCGCAAGGAACUCGUGCUGUAUAUCUCGCAGGCCUCGCCGCCGCUUAUCGGGCUUCUACCGCCUGUCGAAGCGGCCAAGAUUAGCAGUGCUGCUACCAACGGGAGCGGGGGUGUAGGUGUAGGCGGUGCGGUAGUUUCGCACCGGGACCUGAGCAUCGACGACGUGCUGGGGCGGUACUUCGGCGAAGUCGAAGCCAGCUACCCUUCUGUCGUGGCGAACGUCGUGCGUACGACGGGGAAAUUGCUGCGGCGGCCUGUGGAUGCCGAUCACGAUCAUCAUGACUACGAGGGAAACAUCACAAGUAGUAAUGCUACUAACUGCGGCCUCUGCGGCGCACCGGUCGACGAGCUAGGCGACGAGCGGUGGCGGGGUGAAAUUGGCGACGACGACGACGACGACGGGAACGGGGAUAGAGCAGGGACUAGACGGAAGCUAUGCUACGGAUGCCAACGGUCUAUACGCCAAUAGCAGAUAGCUACCUAGCUUACCUCUAUGUAUUUCCGGGACUUCCCUACCUCCCUUCACCUUGACAACCAAUACGAAAAACCGGCGACUGAAGUCUGUGAAUAACAAAAAUAUU